CGACUGGUUCAACCACGGCCACCACUGCCUCCGUACUCCUCCGUCGCCGCCGAUCGAUGAUCUCAGCGGGAAACGAUCGUUGGACGCCGAGAAACCCUCGCCGGCGAAAUCCGCGGGCGAGAGCUCAUCUUGGACGGAUCCUUCUCUUUCUUACAGUUAUACUUCGUCAAAGAGAGAAGUUGCUGAAAGUUCUUUGGAAAAUAGAGAUUCUUAUGGUCCUUGGCAUGGAAAGCAUGUCGAUUUCUCAGCAAGACCAGUUAACACCAGAUCAGAUUCCUCAGCUUGGAGAGAUGAGCUCGCAACAGCUUAUGAGGUCAAGGCUAGGGACUCCUGCAACAAUGGGAUGUCCUACUUUCAGUUAUCCACAGAUCCUAUUCUUUGUUAUCCACCUACAACAUGUUCCUCGUCUGCCAAUGGAUUCACUCCAGAGACUAGUUCUCAAUUGCAUUUUUUACCAAGAAACAGUUAUUCGACUACUCACAAGGAGAAUUUGUUAGAUAACAUCGAUGACAAUUUUUUUAACCAUAAGUUGGGCAACAAGAAGGUGCUUGGCAUGGAUCAAUAUUCCGACAGUAAAGAGGUUCAUGCGAAGGAUGGUAAAGCAGAUAACAACAUGAAAGGACCUACCUGGAAUUUCUCAAUGGAUAAAACAUGCUCAUCGUUAGGAAAUGAAGUAACAAGCGUGAAUUCAUUGGGCUAUUCAACAGAGGUGACAAAUGAAUUUGGAACUAAACAGUUGAACUUUAUGGAGUCAAUUGCAUCUUCAUCCAGGCCUAAAAAUUCCUUGCAAAUUUCUUCAGAAAUACUUGAUGAGCCCAAUCUUACUGUAGAUUCACCAUGUUGGAAAGGAGCCUCCAUGUCUCAAAAGUAUUCGUUUGGAAGUGAAGUGAAGGAUUCAGGAAAAGGUUCUCAAGGGUUGAAUGGAAAUGGGAAUCAAUUAAGUCAGUUAACUGCCAUUUCAUCACCUGAGCGUCCUUUGUUGGAGAUUGAAGGAGCUAAUGCGGAGACAGUUGUUACUGAUGCCACUCAAGAUAAACCAUCCAGCCCAAAUCUUUAUUCUGAAGAUCAUAUCAGGAGUUUAUCAGAAACCAGACCUGAUCUUGUCUCGGCUGCCAAAUCAAUAGAUACAGGACUUCUUCUUCAGGCAAUGCAUAGCUUAUCUGAAGUGCUUUUGUCAUCGUCUUACAGUGGUGGUGUCGAAUGGAAGGAAUGUGAUCAUGAGCUUGUCCGGUCUGUAAUUAACAAUCUCGAAGCUUUCACCAGUAGGAACAGAAAGGUUUCAGUUUCAAAAUCUAAUGAUACUCCCAAGAAACCAACCAACACAAGUUCUGAAGAAAAAAACCAGGGGAAGAAAAUUGAGAAGGUUGACAUAGGAUCUAACAGAAUAACUGAGGUAACCAUGGAAGAUCUGGAGAAUGACAUCUUUGCUAAGAAGGAAGAAAACCCUCAGGUAGUAUUAUAUAAAAAUCUAUGGAUGCAGGCAGAAACUGCAUUGUGUUCGAUGAAGUACGAACUUCAACUUGCACGCAUGACACUUGAGAUGGAGAAGAACGACUAUGAGACAGAAGAAAAGGACCCCGUACAACUGAUGAAAUCACCAGUGUUCAUGACCCCAAUGCACAGUGGCACGUCCUACUCUGUGGAGAACGAUGGAGGUAAAAGCAGUGAGCCAAAACAAAAAGAGCAGCAAACAAGCAGGGAUGAUAGAAUCGAAGACUCCGUUCUGGCUAGACUAGAAAUUAUACAAGGUCGUCAUUCAAAUCAGAAAACGUUAGCGUAGAGGACCAGGUGAGAAAACGCAGAAGAAACCUAAUGCGGUUUGUAUUGGGAUAUUCCCUCAGUGUGUACAUAUAUCCUGAAAACAGCGAGUAACCACGAAAUAAAAAGCUCUACAUCUUGUGAGGAAAGUUUUAUGGCUUAUUCAAAUGUAAAUAGUCCUCAUCUGAUGUAUGCACAAAUGAAUUUACAAAUUUGAGUACUGUUUGACAGGAUGUUUGGGGGAGCUUUUUUUUUUCCUUGUCAAACUGGCUUUUAAGCUAGCUUUUCCAUAUCUACUUGUUUGGUAAACUAUCAAAUAAGUUAGCUUAUUUUUU
This is a messenger RNA of Asparagus officinalis (garden asparagus), 2093 nucleotides long. RefSeq lists its product as uncharacterized. Lineage: Eukaryota; Viridiplantae; Streptophyta; Magnoliopsida; Asparagales; Asparagaceae. The coding region runs from base 344 to 1780 and encodes 478 amino acids. The transcript is spliced from 5 exons. The record is from RefSeq and is a predicted model, not a curated record.